AUGCAUUGUGGGUAUAUCGGACGGCCUACAAAACUCCAAUUGACGGUGAAUGCAAACUACGACAAAGCGGGUCGAAUUAGGAAGCUUCAAUUGAGCGAAAUUGAGGAAAUUCGAGAUGAAGCCUAUGAAUGUGCAUCCGCGUAUAAAGAAAAACUCAAGAAGGUCCAUGAUGCAAAGCUGAGAAAGAAGACCUUCGAAGUGGGUCAAAAAGUGUGGUUGUGUAAUUCGCGGUUGAAGAUGUUUGCGGGUAAACUUAAGACUAAAUGGAUGGGCUCAUAUGUCAUUCGGCGAGUCGGUAGAUUUGGUGAUGUUGAUAUUCAAGAUGAGCAAACCAACAAGCAACAAACGAUGAAUGGACAUCGGUUAAAGCCAUACUUGGAAGGAAACGACAUCAAUAACUUGGAGCUUGACAAAGUGGGCUACAUCCUAUGCUCGGUAGAUAAAGAACAACUAUGA
This is a messenger RNA of Helianthus annuus (common sunflower), 456 nucleotides long. RefSeq lists its product as uncharacterized. NCBI's taxonomy places the organism in Eukaryota, Viridiplantae, Streptophyta, Magnoliopsida, Asterales, Asteraceae. The coding region runs from base 1 to 456 and encodes 151 amino acids. The transcript has 2 exons. The record is from RefSeq and is a predicted model, not a curated record.